Messenger RNA from Funneliformis geosporum, 324 nucleotides. The record is from the annotation of a GenBank genome assembly. NCBI's taxonomy places the organism in Eukaryota, Fungi, Glomeromycota, Glomeromycetes, Glomerales, Glomeraceae.
AUGGAUGAAAUUCAUACUAAUAAAUCAAAGAAUUUAAUUCAAUUUGAGAGAAUUACAUGGAAACUAAAGUCAGGAAUAGAUGUUUUUUCUGUUUUUGAGGAAAUUUUAUUUAAUAAAAAUAUUAAAGCCAAGUAUUAUGAACCUAUACAAUCACAAAUUAUUGAUUAUACAUUAAAUAGAGAAAAUUAUUAUGAAUUAUUCACUAAAAGUCUUUUAGAUUUAUUAAAAACUUGGAAGGAUCAAGAACAUCGAAGAAAUUUUAAAGUUAUUUUAAAGCUCCCAUGGCAUCCGAAAUCCGAAAACUUGUUAAUAUAUGAACUAUGA